AUAUGUGUACUGAGUUCAGUGUGAAUACGGCAUAGUGUUGGGAGUGUUGUGUCUGAAGUUGGUUUGUUUACAUAUAACCGGUUCGCUGUUUGUUGUUCUCCAUCUUGUUUUUUCUAUAAUUUUUAAUACAAAAUGAUAUUAACACUGCUGUUUGCGGGUGUGGCGGUGGGACUACUGGUGCUGUACAUUAGACAGUUCUAUUUCUUCUACAAGGAUGGCAUCAAGUACAAGACUCCAGUCCCACUACUGGGCAACAUGGCCUCUGUAAUAUUACGCCGGGAGCAUUACGUGAAUAAUCUGCAGAAUUAUUACAACAGCUUUCCUGAAGAAAAAUUUGUAGGCAGAUUUGAAUUCAUUACAAAGUUUAUAUUAGUCCGUGACAUUGACCUGCUCAAAAAGAUCGCUAUCAAAGACUUUGAGUAUUUCACCGACCAUCGCAGUUUCGAUGGCGAAUCUUUCUUUAAAAAAACUUUGUUUCUAAUGAAAGGUCAAGAAUGGAAAGACAUGCGUUCCACGCUGAGUCCAGCCUUCACGAGCUCAAAGAUACGACUGAUGGUGCCUUUCAUGAUGGAGGUCGGAGAUCAGAUGAUGCUUUCACUAAAUAAAAAAUUGGGGGAUUCCAAAGAUGAUUACGUGGACAUUGAUUUCAAGGACCUCACAACACGGUACGCUAACGACGUCAUAGCAUCUUGUGCUUAUGGUCUGAAGGUGGACUCUCAGGCUGAUCCAAACAAUCAAUUCUAUAAUAUGGGGAAGAAUCUAUUUGAUUUCAAAUUCAUUCGAAUGAUAAUGUUCUUCGUUUUAUUGAAUGCACCUAAAUUAGCUAAGAUAUUUAAUUGGGAUAUUGUACCAGCCUCUGUGAGGAAAUUCUUUACUAGUUUAGUGCUGGAUACAAUGAAGGAUCGACAGCAACGGAAUAUUAUCAGACCCGAUAUGAUCCACUUGUUAAUGGAAGCUAAAAAAGGACAACUAUCUCAUGACGAGAAAUCUAACGAUACUUCUACUGGUUUUGCAACUGUCGAAGAAUCAUCAAUUGGAUUAAAAAAAGUGGUGAAUCGAGAAUGGAGUGACAUCGACAUAGUAUCCCAAGCAUUCCUUUUCUUCAUCGCUGGCUUCGAAACUAUUUCGACCACUAUGUCUUUCAUGAUGUAUGAGCUAGCUGUGAACCCUGACGUACAGGACCGGCUGGUGCAGGAGAUAAGGGAACAUGACGCUAAGAAUGGUGGCAAGUUUGACUUCAACUCCAUACAGAGCAUGAAAUAUAUGGACAUGGUUGUGUCGGAGGUCUUGCGACGAUGGCCACCAGCUGUUGCAGGUGAUAGGGAAUGUAUUAAGGAUUAUAAUAUGGGCAAACCAAAUAAGAACUCCAAAGAAGAUUACAUUAUUCGUAAAGGUACUAGCGUCAUGAUCCCAACUGUUGCUAUCCACCGCGACCCUCAAUACUUCCCUCAGCCAGAAAAGUUUGACCCUGAGCGCUUCUCCGAAGAAAACCGUCACAACAUUAAUAUGAAUGCCUACAUCCCCUUCGGAAUGGGUCCUAGGAAUUGUUUAGGAUCGAGGUUUGCUCUCUGCGAGUUGAAGGUAAUGGCCUACCAACUCUUACGUCACAUGGAAGUGUCUCCAUGUGAGAAGACCUGCAUCCCUGCCAAGCUCGCUGUUGAUAACUUGAACAUCAGGCUGCACGGAGGACACUGGCUUAGAAUAAGACCUAGAAAAUCUAUGAGUACUUUAAUGUACCUACUGAUGCACUAUAUACUAUACAUACAUACAUAUGGAUGUACAUUACAGUGUCUGGUCCGCCUAGAUAGUAGUUACCAUACGUUGCUAGCCAGAGCGUUGAAUAACACGUACGUAAAGAACGUUUUGUUUACAUCCAGCUUAUGUUUGUGCACGAACCGGCAACUGUUAUUUAAUACAAUGAUAAUUUUUCUAAUUUGGUUGGUGGUGCUGAUCGCGGCCCUGGUGCUGCAUCUUCGGCAAAUGCACGCCGCAUUCAACAGACAUGGCAUCAAAUACUUGAAUCCAGCACCAUUGUUAGGGAACAUGUCCAACACCGUAUUUCUACGACAACACUUUGCUUAUGAUAUUCUUAAAUUGUACGGGACCUUUCCAAAAGAUAGGUUUGUUGGAAGAUAUGAAUUCACGAAUAAGACUAUAAUACUCCGUGACCUGGAUCUGGUGAAGAAAAUCACAGUCAAAGACUUUGAGGUGUUCCUUGAUCAUCGCGACUUCGGUAGAGAUGCGUUUAUCGGCAGAGCUUUAAUAUUAUUGAAAGGCCAAGAAUGGAAGGACAUGCGUUCCACGCUGAGUCCAGCGUUCACAAGCUCCAAGAUACGACUGAUGGUGCCUUUUAUGGUGGAAGUCGGAGACCAGAUGAUACGAUCACUGAACAAAGAAAUUGAAGCUUCACCUGAUGGCUACAUAAAUGUCGAUUGCAAGGACCUUACAACCCGCUACGCAAAUGAUGUUAUAGCUUCUUGUGCUUUUGGUCUAAAAGUGAAUUCUCACGAAGAGAAAGAUAAUGAAUUCUACGUGAUGGGUAGAAAAGCAGCAAAUUUCACUUUACGUGAUAUGUUCAUGUUCAUCUUAAUUGUCGCUGCUCCAAAACUAGCGGCGUUUCUAAACUGGAAAUUGGUACCAGAUACAAUGAAGAAUUUUUUCAUAAACUUGGUCUUGGACACAAUGAAGGACCGUGAAUCGCGACACAUUUUUAGACCAGAUAUGAUUCAUCUACUUAUGGAAGCUAAAAAAGGUCAAUUGACUCAUGAAGAUGCUAAGUCUGACAAUGAUGCUACUGGAUUUGCGACUGUUGCAGAAUCAUCAGUUGGGCUUAAAAAGACUGCCAAUCGAGUUUGGAAUGACAAUGAUCUAAGUGCUCAAGCAUUCUUGUUUUUCGUUGCUGGGUUUGAAACUGUCUCGACCAGUAUGUCUUUCUUACUGUACGAGCUGGCAGUAAACCCUGAUGUGCAAGAGCUGUUAGCACAGGAGAUAAAGGAACAUGAUGCUAAGAAUGAUGGCAAGUUUGAUUUCAACUCCAUUCAGAACAUGAAGUAUAUGGAUAUGGUUGUCUCAGAGCUUCUCAGACUAUGGCCACCACUCGCAGUUAUGGAUAGAGAAAGCAACAGGGAUUACAAUAUGGGUAGACCGAGUGAAGAUGUCGAAAAAGAUUAUAUUUUGCCUAAGGGUUCUACAGUGUUUAUACCAGCCUUCGCUUUCCACCGCGAUCCUCAGUACUUCUCAAAUCCUGAAAAGUUCGACCCAGAGCGAUUCUCCGAAGAAAACCGACACAAUCUUAAUUUGAACGCCUACAUGCCUUUUGGCAACGGUCCAAGAAAUUGCAUAGGGUCGCGAUUUGCUCUCUGCGAACUGAAAGUGCUGACCUAUCAGAUACUGCUGCACAUGGAGCUGUCUCCAAGUGAGAAAACUCCAAUUCCAGCCAGGUUGGCUGCUGAUAACAUCAACAUCAGGUUGCAAGGUGGACACUGGCUUAGAUUUAGACAAAGGAAAUAUGAACCAGUCUGUCGACAGAGUCACACGUUUUUAUCUAAUAUUUUGUUUGUUUUGUGUCAUUGUGUCUGUUUUGUUGAGGAUUUUGCUUCUGUUUAUAUGAUGAUAAUAUUACUGAUAUGGGUGGCAGUAUUGAUCGCUGUGGUAGUGCUAUAUCUACGUCAGCUCUAUUCAACAUUUAGCAGACAUGGCAUAAAGCACUUCAAGCCUGUCCCACUGCUGGGCAAUAUGAGCAAAGUUCUGCUCCGAAGACAACACUUGGUGUAUAAUAUUGUUGAUUUAUACAAUGCCUUCCCUGAAGAGAAAUUUGUGGGUAGAUUUGAAUUCCUGAAUGAGGCAGUGCUGCUUAGAGACUUGGAGCUGGUAAAAAAAGUUUGUGUCAAAGACUUCGAGUACUUCGUUGAUCAUCGCAGCUUUGGAAUCGAUUCGUUUUUCGCAAGAACUUUGUUUUUAUUGAGCGGCCAAGAAUGGAAAGACAUGCGCUCUACGUUGAGUCCAGCAUUCACGAGCUAGAUACGGCUGAUGGUGCCUUUCAUGGUGGAGGUCGGAGACCAGAUGAUCAAUUCACUCAAAAAAAGGACUGCGGAUUCAAAAGGUGGUUACAUAGAUAUUGACUGCAAGGACCUCACGACCCGGUAUGCAAACGAUGUAAUAGCCUCAUGUGCUUUUGGCCUGAAAGUGGACUCACAGACUGAACAGAACAAUCAGUUCUACUUGAUGGGCAAGACAGUAACAAACUUCAAUUCGCUUCAAAUGUUAAAGUUCUUCUUGAUGAUGAAUAUUCCGAAAAUUGCUAAGAUAUUUAAAUGGGAUAUAGUCUCAGAUUCAGUUAAGAACUUUUUCAAAAAUUUAGUGUUGGACACUAUGAAGGAACGAGAAAUGAACAACAUUGUGAGACCUGAUAUGAUUCAUUUGCUUAAAGAAGCUAAAAAAGGUAAACUAUCUCAUGAUGAUGUCCAAUCAAAUGAUGAUGCAGCUGGAUUUGCGACUGUUGAAGAAUCUUCGGUUGGACUAAGGAAAGUCAAUCGAGAGUGGAGUGACAAUGACCUGGUUGCCCAAGCAUUCCUGUUCUUUGUGGCCGGUUUUGAGACAAUUUCGUCAAGCGUGUGUUUCUUAUUAUACGAAUUGGCUGUAAAUCCUGACGUACAGGAGCGCCUGGCACAAGAGAUUAGGGAAUAUGAUGCUAAGAACGGUGGCAAAUUCGACUUUAACUCUAUACAGAGCAUGAAGUAUAUGGAUAACGUUGUCUCUGAAUUAUUGCGACGAUGGCCUGUAGCUGCAGUUACUGACAGAGUUUGUGAAAAGGAUUACAAUAUGGGUAAACCAAACGCCACAGCUGAGAAGGAUUUCAUUGUGCGUAAAGGUGCAGGGAUAAUGAUUUCAGCCUUUACUUUUCACCACGACCCUCAGUACUUUCCGGAGCCAGAAAAGUUCGACCCUGACCGUUUCGCCGAAGAAAAUAAACACAAGAUCAAUCCGAACGCAUACAUGCCUUUUGGUGUUGGUCCUAGGAAUUGUAUAGGGUCAAGAUUUGCUCUCUGCGAGAUAAAAGUGAUCACCUACCAGAUUUUGAGGCACAUGGAGCUGUCACCAUGUGAGAAGACCUGCAUCCCUGCGAAGCUUGCCACCGACAAUAUGAACUUUCGGCUACAUGGAGGACACUGGCUCAGAUUUCGAUUGAGGAAAUAA
Spodoptera litura is the source of this 5196-nucleotide messenger RNA. RefSeq names its product cytochrome P450 9e2-like. The record is from RefSeq and is a predicted model, not a curated record. Lineage: Eukaryota; Metazoa; Arthropoda; Insecta; Lepidoptera; Noctuidae. Gene Ontology annotation, molecular function: heme binding; iron ion binding; monooxygenase activity.